Molecule: messenger RNA, 1788 nt
Organism: Pteronotus mesoamericanus
Lineage: Eukaryota; Metazoa; Chordata; Mammalia; Chiroptera; Mormoopidae
Gene: PROX2
Product: prospero homeobox 2
Exons: 4
Coding region: 1-1788 (595 amino acids)
Biological process (GO): regulation of transcription by RNA polymerase II
Cellular component (GO): nucleus
Molecular function (GO): RNA polymerase II cis-regulatory region sequence-specific DNA binding; DNA-binding transcription factor activity, RNA polymerase II-specific
Source: RefSeq, a predicted model, not a curated record
AUGGAUCCUAACUCUGGCUCGCUUUCCUCCCUGUCCCGGGUCUGCUGCCGGCCAGCAGAACCCCGUGUGGAAGGUCAGAGAAGCCCAUCGCCCGGUGAGCAGGCCAGAGACUCCUCCUUUCCCCGGAUCCUGGUCCCCAAUUCUAGCUUCACCGACCCUGACUGGUUCUGGGAUGAGCACAUCCAGGCCAAGAGGGCCAGGGUGGAGACCAUCGUGCAAGGCAUGGGCCUUUCCCCUAACCCUCUGGGGCCCAGCAGUGCCCGAGCCAGGGGCAGCCCGAGCUGCCCAGAGAAGGCCCGGGAGCGGAAGAGGAAGCAGAGCCUUCCCAUGCAGCAAACCCCGCUGAAGCCAGGCCCUGCUGGGAGCCUUGGCGGCAGGAUGGGGGGCCCUCGCGUGAGAGAACAGCUUCACCUGCUGAAGCAACAGCUGAGACAACUGCAAGAGCACAUCCUGCAGGCUGCGGAGCCCGGGGCCGCAGCUCAGGGCCCAGGAGGUGCUGAGAAGAGGCAGGGCCCCCCAAGUGUAAAGCAGAGGAAUGGCUAUGGCUGUGGGCCCUGGGCCAGGGACGCUGACCACCACCAGGGUUCCAGGGGGAACCCCCCUGGGGAGGAAAAACACAGAGCAGCUGAGGUCGAACGCCAGCCUGAGGAGUCCCUGUUCCCCUGGCCUGGAACACAAGCUUUGAUGGAGAUGCUGAGGAAAGAAUUGACUGGGGCGGUGUCCCAGGCUGUGGACUCAGUCUUACAGAAGGUACUCCUGGACCCACCAGGUCGCCUGACUCAGCUGGGCCGACGCUUCCUGCGCCCGGUGCCAGAGGGUGGAAGCGAGACUUCCCCCGAGGGAGGUGCCGGUAGAGACCCACUUCCGCUGGCUGCCUUGCCCAGGAGGGCCCAGGCGCAGGCUGGGGGCCCGCCGGAGAACUUGGCACUGGUCCAGCCUCUAGGCUCUCCUAGAUACCCCGUCUCUCUAAGAAUGCUCUCCAAACCCUAUCAGGCCCCCCCAGCAAACUGUGCCUUGACAGUACCUUCCCACAUCCAGGAAAAUCAGAUCAUUCGCCAGCUACUGGGGCAGGGAUCCAACGGGCGCUGGAGCGGCAGUCUUCCCCAGGACCCGUCUCCCCCAAGUCACUCCUCCUCAGAGUCUGCCCUGCGCCCCUGGGGAGCCAUCAAACUGCGACCGUCGGUUUUGAGCCAGCAGCAGCCCCCUGUGCCCUUCGCUCCCACCCGUUUGGAAAAACUGCCCUUCCUUCCCUCGGUGAAGAUGGAGCAGGGUAGCCUGGGGGCUGUCACUGAUGUACUUCCAUUUUCCUCAGUCCACAUCCAGGAGGGCCUAAACCCUGGCCACUUGAAGAAGGCCAAACUAAUGUUUUUCUUCACACGCUACCCCAGCUCCAGCCUCCUGAAGGCUUGUUUCCCUGAUGUACAGUUCAACCGCUGCAUCACCUCCCAGAUGAUCAAGUGGUUCAGCAACUUUCGUGAGUUCUAUUACAUCCAGAUGGAGAAAUUUGCCCGGCAAGCAAUUUCAGAUGGCGUCACGAAUCCCAAAGUGCUGGUGGUUCUCCGCGACUCAGAGCUUUUCCGAGCUCUCAAUAUGCACUAUAACAAGGGAAAUGACUUUGAGGUCCCAGACUGCUUCUUGGAAGUGGCCAGCUUGACAUUACGGGAGUUCUUCAGGGCUGUCUCCGCAGGGAAAGACUCAGAUCCUUCCUGGAAGAAACCCAUUUAUAAAGUUAUUUCGAAACUGGACAGCAACAUCCCAGAGAUACUCAAAUCUUCCAGCUAUCCCUAG